Entrophospora candida is the source of this 3766-nucleotide messenger RNA. The record is from the annotation of a GenBank genome assembly. NCBI's taxonomy places the organism in Eukaryota, Fungi, Glomeromycota, Glomeromycetes, Entrophosporales, Entrophosporaceae.
AUGGAUAAUCAUGAUGAUCACGAUAAAAAUUCAGUUGAUUGUGAUGCUAACUUAACUUCACUUGAUUCGCCAAAAUCUUCUUUUCCAUUAAAAUCAAGACCAAUCACAAUCCCAUCGUCAAGAUCAUCCUCACCGCAUCGUUAUUCAUCAAAUACACAUAUCAUUAAUCCAAUAUCAAUCGAUUCCAACACUGAUUUAAUUAGCCCUGAAGAUAAUUUCUCUUUAAAUGACACAAAAAAAACAGAUUCUUCAUUUUAUCAAGAAUUAUCUAUUCAUGUUGAACAACCUGUUGGUAGCAUGUCUAUUUCACCAUCAAAUCGUGAUAUUGUAUUAGCAGCACGAAAAGGUCUUUUUAUUAUAGAUCUGGAAAAUCCGUAUGAACCUCCUCGUGAACUUCACCAUCUAACAAGAUGGGAGGUAGCUGAUGUACAAUGGAACCCACAUUUGGCACGUGAUACUUGGGUUGCAUCUACGUCAAAUCAAAAAGGACUUAUAUGGAACCUUGCGCGUCCAUCUUCAAGUGCAGUUGAAUAUAUUUUACACGGCCAUAACCGUGCAAUCAGUGAUAUUAACUGGAAUCCAUUUAACCCAGAUGGAUUAGCAACUUGUUCUGUUGACACUUUCAUUCAUUUAUGGGAUUUAAGAAGACCAAAAAAGCCUGUAAGAUCAUUUUGUGCUUGGACCGCCGGUGCAACUCAAGUAAAGUUCAAUGGAAAAAAUGAAUAUAUUCUAGCAUCAUCACAUGAUAGAGAUGUUAUGAUAUGGGACACAAGAUUUUGGAAUAUUGAUGAACCUGAAGUUUGCCAAGGUUCAAUUCAUACAAAUUCACCAGUUUGGCGAGCAAGACACACACCAGUUGGUCAUGGCAUUUUGACAAUGCCUCAACGUUCUGAGAAUAAAUUAUAUUUAUGGAAUCAAUGUAAACCAAAUGAACCUGUUCAUGUUUUUGAAGAUCACAAAGAUGUAGUCAAAGAAUUUGAUAAACAUCUGAGAUUAUGGCCCAUAACUAAUGAACAUUUGAAAUUAAUUGGCCAUGAAAAAGGCAAAUUAAAAUCUCCAUCGGAAAAAUUAUUAAAAACUGGUCAUUCCACAUUCACAUUUCGUCAUCCACCUUCAUUACUAAAUGGCCAAUCAACAUCUCCAACUUUAUCAGUAACUGCUAAUAUUUCAACUUUAAGAGUCAUCCCAGGAAAUCGUAUGAAUGCAACAACAAACAACACACUUCGACCUUCCGGUGCUUCUGCUGGUGGUGGAAACAUUCAACCAGACUAUCUUGGCGCUGCUGCUGGUAUGUGCCGUGUAGAACGUCGCUCGUUAUCACCUUUAUUAUGGAUGCAAAAUGUAAGGAUGGUUAAGCCAAGUAGUGGCGUUGGUAAGACAGAUGAAGAUACUCCACCAAAUAUGCAUGAAGAAAUCAAACUAGUUUCAAAAAAAUUCCUUAACGUUGAAUUUGAAAAGCUCAACCCACAAGGAAGGAGUUGUACCAUUAGUUUGCAUGGACCAUGGUCUGCCAGUGGUGUAGCUUUCAUUAGAAUUAAUAUAUCAUUUCCACCUCAAUAUCCUGAUAAAUUUCCUCCAAAUUUUAAUAUUCAAAGGACAGGAAUGAUAUCUAUAAUGAAUAGAACGCAUAUGUUGCAAAAUUUAAAUAGUAUUGCUUUAUCCCAUGUAUCUCAAAAAAGACCAUGUUUAGAGGCUUGCAUACGUUAUUUGCUUGGUGAGCAACCCAAGGAAGUGGCACAAGAUCGUUAUGGAAAAGAUGAUUCAGAUGAUGAAAAUUUAUUGAAUUCAACCAGAAGAUCUUAUGAUAAAAAUUUAGUUUAUAUUUUAGGUGAUAAAGAUGACAAUAAUAAUGUUCCUUUUCCAAUGUUAUGUGGAGCUCGAUUUUCUAUGAAUGGUCAACUUAUUUGCUUUUUUUCAAGUCUUAGAUCACCUGAUGCAAGCAAUCAAAUUACAUCAAUAACCUCAAGAAAUAAAAUAGAUUCUAGUAUGCGUUCCCGUUACACAUAUACACAUCCACGCUCUUUUGAUUCAUGGGAACAAUAUAAAAUAAUUUCACAACUUCCACGUCCGGUGACAAGUUUUGGACAAUAUAAUUAUGAUGCAUCUUAUGAAGACGAUGAAAAUAAAGACAAUUUAUUACCAAUUAAUUCAUUGUAUUUUAAAUCAAAGAAUGAUACAUUACAUAAUGCUCUAAAUUCAACAGAUCAUGUCACAUUAUUUGAAUCGACAAAAUUGGAUAAGUCUGGUCCUAUCACACAUAUUUAUGAUUUAUCAAAAUGUUUGCCUGUUAAUAUGAAAUUAGCGAAACAAUAUAUUACUUAUGGAAAUGAUCCUGCAGUAAUAUGUAAACAUAACGCUAAAGUUGCAGCAUGCAAUAAUCGGCCUGAUUUGGAACAAGUUUGGUUGCUUGCUGCUUUAAUUCUAACACAAGCAAUUCCCACUACAAAAUUUAUUAAAAAUUCAUUUAGUAGUAACGAUAAUAUGUCCUUGUUUACUGGAAUUCAUCACCAUUAUAAUAAAUAUUCAAAUAAUAAUAGUAAAAGAAGUGAAAUUGGCGGUGAUGGGUUUGAGUCAACAACAACGAUGAUGAUGAAUGAUGGAUUAUUUAGAAAAGUUAAUUGGGGAUUUCAUCCUUUGGGCAAUAAACUUGUCAAACAUUUGUUUGAUCAUUUUAAAAAGAUUGGCGAUAUUCAAACAUUGGCUAUGUUGUCUUGUGUAUUUGAUGAACCUUUUCCACCAAAAGUUAAAUCUUCUUGGUCAUUUGAACUUCAAUCCUGGAAUUCGCCUAAUUCAACAAAUGGAACAACAUCAACCAAUACAGAUUAUUUUAAUUAUCAUACUCGUUAUCCAGAUAAAUGUUCUCCGACAGGUUAUACUAAUCGAAACCCCAUUUAUUCUGGAAAUCAAUCAAUAUACGGUGAAUCAUAUAAUUCACAUAAAGGAUCUUGGGGAACUGUUCUACAAACAGGAAAUUCACCAAAACAACUUAAUUCAAGCACAACAGGUAUAUACGGACAUUCAGAAGGCUCAGGUGCAUAUAUUACAAUGCCUACACCAAACCACAAACCAAAUCAUCACCGAAGAUCUACUUUUGGUGGUCCAACCCGUGAUGGAAAUAUUUUCUCUUCUAGUUUAGGAGCAGUUACAGCAUCAUCACCUCCACGAACACCCAAAAAGGAUAGCCCAGCGAUAGGAGGUGGGGGAGGAUUUGCAGAUAAUUUUGGAUGGGGAGGAAUGGGAAGUGGUGUAAAUCAUGCCAACGAAAAGAAUUUAGAUAACGAACGUAAACCAAAUGAGAUUAAUAUAACUAUGAUGAAUUAUGAAGAAUUUGAUGAUGAAAGAAGACCAAUAUUCGUACCAUUAUUAGAUAAUGAUAGAAACACAAAAGAGAUACAUGACCAAUAUCGUUUGGCAUAUUCAGAAAUUUUAUAUCAUUGGGGACUUUAUGAAGAAAGAACUGAACUUUUAAAAUUUAUGAGUUUUGUAAAAACGAAUGUAGGAAGUCCAAUAGGAGAAAGGGAGGAACCAUUAGAAAUUGUUACACGUUGUUAUCUGUGUGAAGCAGAAUUAAAAUCUGGUACAAAAUGUACAAAAUGUCGUGUAAUUGGUAUUAGAUGUUCAAUCUGUCAUCUAGUCGUUAAAGGAUUAUCGAAUUUCUGUGUAAAAUGUUCACAUGGUGGGCAUACAAAUCAUCUUAAUGAAUGGUUUCUUGAUGGUAAUACGGAAUGUCCAACUGGAUGCGGGUGUAUUUGUUAUUUGCAAGAUG